Messenger RNA from Auanema sp. JU1783, 2268 nucleotides. The record is from the annotation of a GenBank genome assembly. Lineage: Eukaryota; Metazoa; Nematoda; Chromadorea; Rhabditida; Rhabditidae.
AUGUCGUGGAUACAAAACAAGAAGACGUAUGAACGAUUGGGCAUGUCCCAAGAGUAUAUGAAACAGGUAUAUGGAGAUGCAUUAGCAUACUUCACACAUGGAUCUGAUUCUAAAUUUGUAACAGAAAGAGAGUAUUUUGGAGAUUUUGGUUAUGGCGAAUGCUUCAAUUCAACAGACUCACAUGUUCAAUGUGAACUGAUAACAGGAGAUUUCGAUCCGAAGCUGUUACCUUAUGAUAAACGAAUGGCAUGGCAUUUAAAAGAAUUUUGUUAUAAAACUUCAGCUCAUGGAAUACCAAUGAUUGGACAAGCUCCUAACAAUUUCUAUCGAUCUAUUUGGGUUUUAUUAUUUUUGGGAUGUAUGACCAUGUUGUAUAUGAAUGCUGAAUCUGUCUACGAUAAAUAUAACAGAAAUGAAAAAAUUGUGGAUAUUCAAUUGAAAUUUGAUACAGCACCAUUUCCGGCUAUAACAUUAUGUAAUCUUAAUCCAUAUAAGGCUAGUUUAGCUACAAAUGUGGAUUUAGUUAAGCGUACGCUAUCUGCCUUCGAUGGUGCUAUGAAUAAAGCGGGUGAAACAAAAGAAGAUGGAGCUGGAGAUGAAAGUUCCGAUGCAACUCGAUUAAAGCGUUGGGCAACAGCAAAUGAUCGAGAGAAAAGAGAUUUGCAUGGAGCCUUUUUUGAGCCAGGUUACGCAAAAUGCUUGUGCGGCCAAACAUCUUCGGAAAUGGCAGGUGAAGAUGAGGAAGGAGAUGAAGAAAAAGUCGCUACAACAACAAUAUUUUCAAUAACUGGAGAAUAUGAAGAGAUAGAACACGAUUACUUGGAAGAAACGAUACCAGUGGAGACUUCAACAUCUUCUGCAUUUGAAGAAUGUAAAUCAGAAGCAACAAAAUUUCAAGAGCCUACUGGUGCUCAUGAUCAUUGUAUUUGCGCAUUCGAUCGAAAUACACAUGAUGCAUGGCCAUGCUUUUUGAGUCCACUGUGGGAAAAUACUCAAUGUGAUACAUGUAAUGAGCAUGCAUUCUGUACACAAGAUAAUAAAACAGCGAGAGGACAUAAAUCUCCAUGCAUUUGUGCUCCAUCAAAGUUUUGUGUUGCAUAUAAUGGCAAAACACCUCCUAUUGAGAUUUGGACAUAUUUGAAUGGCGGAGUUCCGACGGAAGAUCCUAAUUUUCUUGAAGCUAUGGGUUUCACGGGAAUGACAGAUGAAGUUGCUAUUGUCACAAAGGCUAAAGAGAAUAUCAUGUUUGCUAUGGCUACGUUAUCUAUGGAAGAUAGAGAAAAGCUUUCUACAACCAAAAAAGAACUUGUUCAAAAAUGCUCAUUCAAUGGAAAAGCUUGUGAUAUUGAUGCUGAUUUCUUAACUCAAAUUGAUCCUGUCUUUGGAUCAUGUUUUACUUUCAAUCAUAACAGAACUGUUAAUCUGACAAGUAUUCGUGCAGGUCCUAUGUAUGGAUUACGUAUGCUAGUGUAUGUUAAUGCAUCUGAUUAUAUGCCAACAACAGAAGCAACAGGAGUUCGCUUAACUAUACACGAUAAAGAAGAUUUUCCAUUUCCUGAUACAUUCGGCUACUCUGCUCCAACUGGUUAUGUAUCUUCAUUUGGAUUGCGUUUGAGAAAAAUGACACGUCUACCAGCCCCAUAUGGAGAUUGUGUUCCAGAUGGUAAGACAGCCGAUUAUAUAUAUCAGAAUUAUGAUUAUUCUGUAGAGGGAUGUUAUCGAUCAUGCUUUCAACAAUUAGUUUUGAAAGAAUGCCGAUGUGGAGAUCCACGUUUUCCAAAACCGGAUGAUAUGAGACAUUGUGAUGCAGCUGAUCCGAUAGCGAGAAAAUGUCUGGAUGCUCGAAUGAAUGAACUUGGAGGAGUGCAUGGCUCAUUUCGUUGCAGAUGUCAGCAGCCAUGUCGACAAUCGAUUUACUCAGUAACAUACUCACCAGCUAAAUGGCCUUCUCAAUCUCUUCAAAUUCAGUUAGGAUCAUGCAAUGGAAGUGCUAUCGAAUGCAACAAGCAUUACAAAGAGAAUGGCGCUAUGGUUGAAGUAUUUUAUGAGCAGCUCAAUUUUGAAAUGUUAACAGAAUCUGAAGCGUAUGGAUUUGUCAAUUUGCUUGCCGAUUUUGGUGGUCAACUUGGAUUAUGGUGUGGAAUAUCAUUUUUAACCUGUUGUGAAUUUGUUUUUCUCUUUCUGGAAACAACAUACAUGAGUGCGGAACACAAUUAUGCAGCUUACAAGAAGCGUAAAGCAGAAAAGAAGAAAGCUCGAGUCGUUUGA